UAUCUGGCUUUGCCAAAUUGGAAGCUGUCUGAGUGUUGAUCAAAAGAGAAAAGACCACAAAAAUGGCAGCUAACAGUAGUUUUGCAGGCACUUCAACUGUGGUUGGUUUGGGCACCACCACUCUCUCUCGCUCUUCCGCCAGAUCUACGGCCUUCACUUCAGGCUUCUUGAAGUCUAAGGUCGCAGCAAGGAACCCUCUAAGCCUAGCCUGUGCUUCAUCCGGAGGAAGAUUUACAUGCUUUGAAAGAAAUUGGCUAAGGAAAGACUUGAAUGUGAUCGGAUUUGGGUUGAUUGGGUGGAUAGCUCCAUCAAGUGUACCGAUCAUAAAUGGUAACAGUCUCACGGGUCUCUUUUUCUCAAGCAUUGGGGAGGAGUUGUCUCACUUCCCCAGUCCUCCCGCCCUUGCUUCUCAGUUCUGGUUGUGGUUGGUACUGUGGCAUCUGGGGCUGUUCUUGUGCCUUACUUUUGGGCAGAUUGGGUUCAAGGGGAGGACUGAGGAGUACUUUUGACUUCAUUCUCUUUUUUUCUUCUUUACAUGAAAUCAUCUACUCUACUUAAUUAUUAUGUAAUUAUGUACCAUUACUACUAUGUAGUAGAAGUAUGUACUAUCUCUUACCAAGUCCUUGUUUGAUUAAUCAGAAUCAUCUACUCUACUUAUUACGGAGUAUGUAACAA
Molecule: messenger RNA, 675 nt
Organism: Spinacia oleracea (spinach)
Lineage: Eukaryota; Viridiplantae; Streptophyta; Magnoliopsida; Caryophyllales; Amaranthaceae
Product: photosystem I subunit O
Exons: 4
Coding region: 63-509 (148 amino acids)
Source: RefSeq, a predicted model, not a curated record